AUGUCAAGAUCUCAUAUUGAUAUAGUUCUCUUUGGCGAGGCACGUAUGUUAAAAGACUACCUUUUUCACUAUGUUUCAGAAGACAGAAUAAUCUAUCUUUGUAUCACAGAUGAUGAUUUUGACAGAAGCAGAGCUUUUUUAUUUUUGAAUGACAUCAAGAGGAAAUUCCAGACUCAGUAUGGCACGCGCUCACAGACAGCUCUGCCAUAUGCAAUGAACAGUGAAUUUUCCAGGGUUUUAGCUGCCCUUAUGAAACACUACAGUGAGAACAGGCAAGCAGGUGCCUCAGCAUCUGGAUACCAGGAUGAGGAAGCAAAUGUAGACAAAGUAGCAAAAGUUCAAGGUCAAGUGGAUGAGCUCAAGGGAAUUAUGGUCAAGAAUAUAGAUAGUAUGGUUUCACGAGGAGAGAGGCUGGAACUGCUUGUCGAUAAAACAGAGGACUUAAGUUCCCAUUCUGUUCAGUUUAGAAAAUCUAGUCAGAAUCUUGCAAGGUCACUGUGGUGGAAGAACGUAAAGAUUACAAUUGUUGUUGCAGUGAUAGCUAUUAUUGUUUUGUACUUGAUUGUAUCAUGGGCUUGCGGGGGAUUGGAUUGGCCGUGUACUAGGAAACAAUGAACAAUUACAGACACAAACUAUUAUUAUAUUAUAUAAUAUUGUUUCAGCUGCCUUCUGGCAGGAUGUGUAUAUUGAGAAGAUUUAUGUUACUGUAUGGGUCAUAAUAUCACCUCAUCUAUUUAAGGUUGGAAGAUCUUAAAGGUGCAUAAAAUAUUGGUUUCAUUAACAUAAUAGAGAACUCUCUCUAUAUUCAUGUUCUCAUGU
Lingula anatina is the source of this 819-nucleotide messenger RNA. Its product is annotated as vesicle-associated membrane protein 7-like. Gene Ontology annotation, biological process: exocytosis; vesicle fusion. The record is from RefSeq and is a predicted model, not a curated record. Gene Ontology annotation, molecular function: SNAP receptor activity; SNARE binding. Lineage: Eukaryota; Metazoa; Brachiopoda; Lingulata; Lingulida; Lingulidae. Gene Ontology annotation, cellular component: membrane; SNARE complex.